This is a messenger RNA of Dictyostelium purpureum, 540 nucleotides long. RefSeq lists its product as uncharacterized. NCBI's taxonomy places the organism in Eukaryota, Evosea, Eumycetozoa, Dictyosteliales, Dictyosteliaceae. The record is from RefSeq and is a predicted model, not a curated record. Gene Ontology annotation, biological process: regulation of DNA-templated transcription. Bases 1 to 540 code for a protein of 179 amino acids. The transcript is spliced from 2 exons. Gene Ontology annotation, cellular component: histone deacetylase complex. Gene Ontology annotation, molecular function: transcription coregulator activity; protein binding.
AUGGAAGGAUCAACUAAAAUAUUAUUAAGUAACAAUGGUCAUCAACACAAUAUUGUUGGUAUGAAAAGAAAAUCAAUGACACCAACUAACAACAACAAUCACAUGCUCUCAAACAAUGGUAACAUGAUGUCCUCAUAUAUGAAUGGUAAUGGAAUGAACCAUCACUCAUAUUCAAAUGGAAACAACUCUUGGCCAACCAUUGUAUCAAAUAAUUCAAACCCAACAGGUAAUAUAACGCCAGUUGGUGUAGUAGUUCAAUCCUGCUCAAAAUGUGGAGGUAAAAAAAGACAUUCGAAAACAUGUAUAUAUAGAAGAGAAGAUGAAGGAGAUGCUAUAGUACCAUCAAAAGAUGUUAUUCAAAGAUUAGAUGUCGCUGCAUUAAAAAGAUACAAAAAACAUUAUAGAUUAAAAACAAAGCAUAAUUCAUCAAAAGCAGAACUUGCCAGUAUUGUUAGAUCUCAUUUCGAUGGUUUACCAGUUAACGAAGGGGAAAUUAUCGAAAAUUUUAUGUUUAAAGUUAAAAAUGUGCCAACAAUUUAA